AAGAGAAUUGAAUAUUCAUGUCGAAUAUACAGACAAGCUGAAAGAAAAGAGCGUUGUGGGGUGCCAAAUAUAUUCAAGGCAAGCACAAAAAUACUCGACGAACCGGAAUAGAAAGUAACAACUAUAGCUUCGUGUUUCAACGGCAACAAAGGGCCAAUAAUCAGAGCUCAAGGUGAUUGUUAUUCUUGUGACAAAUCAGUCACAGUGGUAUAGACCGGACAUCGUUUUUUAAAAUGUGAACGGGGCGCUCGUGAUUCAGAUGCCGAGCGAAUUGGUCAAGGAAAUGCCAUAAUUAUAUUUCUACGUGGCUCCAAGCGCCUCAUUAAGACGAGAUGUCAUCUGUUCUGUGUCUUAUGUGACAAUGUUUAAAAAAGUGAAGCUGUUUCGUACAUCUUCUUCGAAACGUCGCGAAGAAGAGUCAAUUCAAAAACGUCGACGGCUGAUUCAACACGCAUUAUUGGCCAGCUAUAGAUUGGUGCCAGGGGUUGCUGGAGGAAGGGGGUGUAUAUCUUUCGAGUGCUUCUCUAAACCGAGAUUCUUCCUUUGUCAUCGAGAUAAUAAUCUCAUCAUUGAAAGAUACAAAGACUCAGAAGAUUAUAAAAGCGAAGCAACGUUCGUGAUAUUGGAAAACAUGUGGUUCCAAGAUUUCUUUGCGUUUGAGUGCUUUACAAGCCCAGGAUGGUUCAUAAGACGGAACUCGUUGGGUCUGAGUUUACAACGAUACGACGGAAGCAGAGAGUUUAAAGAAAGUGCAAGCUUCAAGUUAUCAAAAAAGCAAUGUCUAUCAUGCAGUGAAGUACCGGUGGUCAAGGGCGUGAGAGUCUGGGUUCGAGUGAACAACAUGUGCUUCACAAGAGGAGUGGUUACCAAAGACUUUUCUCACGAACUUCAUGUAGUCACAACGAAAGGAAAGCUGAUCAAAUGUCCGCGAAAUAAGGCCGAAUUCUUAGCCGUGGAUAAAAUUCCCAAUCCUCACGAUGUCAAGGCUGGCUGCCGCGUCGCUGCAAAAUGGCACGAUCGUACUGAGCCCUAUUAUCUGGCGACAGUACAGGGGAGACUGGGGCAUAAUAAAUAUCUGCUGACGUUUGAUGACGAUGACGAGGGUUAUUGCGAUUUGAAAUUCAUCCGAGUUCUUUUAUGGACAUCUUCUCAAUCAGAAGAGAGUGUUAGUGCACCGCCGUGGUCAUCGCUUGAAGAUAUUCCUCGACUGAGUUCAGGGAUGUUGCUAAACAACAACGACAAUCGGGCAGAAAAGUUAAAACUCGCACCAAAGAAAUCCUGGGGAAGCUAUCGAAAGAUAAGCGUGAGCGACCAGCAUUUGGAGCUGCGACACAACCCGGGGCUUGUACCAAACUUUCUUCAAUUGUCAUCCGCGUCGAGCUACCGCGAGGGGAGCAGUUCAAAGGCGCUCAACGGGUCGGGAUUUUCUCAAAUAGGCAGUCGGGUUGGUUCAAGACGCAUGAGCCUUGGUAAUGUGCUGGAGAAACGAGACAGGAAGAACGGUGUCGCGGGGAUCUCGAGAUGGGACAGAUGAAGUUGACAUGAAUGGUAUACACACACGAGUGUGGACAUCAAGAGAUCUCGUGCCAGGAUUGUCAAAGAUGACCAUCCCAGGUAAUGGCUUACCGAAUUGCCUUGCAGAAUUGAAAGCAAGUCGAGAAGAGUUAAAGAUGACAUAAAAUGCCGUUUUGCAUGUCCACGCUUUUUGUCCCGAAACGUGGUAGUUCAGUGUAGGUAGUAUUCUGCAAUCAAGUUGUCGUGGUUUGUGUCUUAACUACCUGAGAAAGAUAUCUCAAACGUGGUGGUCCAGUGUAGGUAGUAUUCUAUAAUAAACUGUCGCGGUUUGUGUCAGAACUACCUGAGAAAGAUAUCUCAAACGCGGUGAUUCAGUGUAGGUAGUAUUCUACAAUAAACUGUCGCGGUUUGUGUCUGAACUACCUGAGAAAGAUAUCUCAAACGUGGUGAUUCAGUGUAGGUAGUAUUCUACAAUAAGAUUUGAAGUGACAUUGAGAGUGAACAAAGUUUGGUCAAUUUAAUUAUAUGGCACCGUCCAUACAGUAUAAUAUACAUAAGAACGAAAUAAAUAAACGUGUUCGCUAAAAAUAUUUAUUUUAGAAAAAUAGGAAAAUUGAUUAUAAAACAAACUAAAAUUGUUGUAUAUUUAUAUCUAUGAA
Messenger RNA from Dendronephthya gigantea, 2174 nucleotides. RefSeq lists its product as uncharacterized. The record is from RefSeq and is a predicted model, not a curated record. Bases 362 to 1534 code for a protein of 390 amino acids. Lineage: Eukaryota; Metazoa; Cnidaria; Anthozoa; Malacalcyonacea; Nephtheidae. The transcript has 6 exons. Gene Ontology annotation, biological process: L-arabinose metabolic process. Gene Ontology annotation, molecular function: alpha-L-arabinofuranosidase activity.